This is a messenger RNA of Callithrix jacchus (white-tufted-ear marmoset), 7877 nucleotides long. It is a transcript of the gene URB1, whose product is annotated as URB1 ribosome biogenesis factor. Gene Ontology annotation, cellular component: nucleolus. The record is from RefSeq and is a predicted model, not a curated record. Gene Ontology annotation, biological process: maturation of LSU-rRNA from tricistronic rRNA transcript (SSU-rRNA, 5.8S rRNA, LSU-rRNA); maturation of 5.8S rRNA from tricistronic rRNA transcript (SSU-rRNA, 5.8S rRNA, LSU-rRNA). Lineage: Eukaryota; Metazoa; Chordata; Mammalia; Primates; Cebidae.
CCCGCCUUUUCCGCCAGCCCCGCCCCUUCCUGCCCACGUGUGGGGCUGGAGCGCGUGUCUGCUGUCUGUGCUUGUUCUCCUGCCGGGUCCCCCAGGUGUGUUGUUUCGGUCUCGCUUCCGUCCUCUCUGCCAUGGGGGUCCCCAAGAGGAAGGUCCGGGGCGGCCAGGACGGCGCGGCUUCCUCCGCGGGCGCAGCCAAGCGGGCCCGCAAAGAAGAGCUCACGGGCGUGCGGUUCAAGGCUCACUUGAAGGACCCACAGGGCCCUGGGCCUGGCUUGGAAGCGUUUGUGUCUGCUGCCAAGAAGCUACCACAAGAAGAUGUAUAUGAUGUUGUGGAAGGUUACAUAAAGAUUUCUGUUGAGUGUGCCGAAAUUUUCCAGCUCCUGAGUGGAGACAAACGACCUGAAAGUGAAAUGAUAUUAAUAUUUCAAGUUUUCGAGGCCAUAUUGUUGCGGACAGCAAGUGAUCUGUCACAUUUUCAUGUUGUGGGAACCAACAUCGUGAAAAAGCUGAUGAACAACCACAUGAAGCUCAUCUGUGAGUCCCUGUAUGCCUCGGGUUACAGGUUGGCUCGUGCCUGCCUGAGCCUGAUGGCUGCCCUGGUGACCCAGGGUCCGGAAGCUGCCAGGGACGUCUGCAGCCGUUUUGAUUUGAAUAAAAAGACCUUGUACACCCUGGUGACCAAGAGGGAUUCAAAGGGAGUGCACGACAUCCGGCAGGCCUAUGUUCAGUUUGCUCUCUCCUUUCUAAUUGCGGGUGAUGACAGCACUAUAGUGCAAGUGUUGGAAGUGAAAGAAUUUAUUCCUUGCAUUUUUAGCUCAGGGAUAAAGGAAGAUAGGAUCUCUACCGUCAAUAUUUUGUUAUCCACACUGAGAACAAAGGUAGUUCACAAUAAAAAUAUCACAAAAACCCAGAAGGUGCGUUUCUUUACGGGGCAGUUGCUGACCCACAUAGCAUCGCUGUAUAGCUGGAAUGGGAUCACCGACGUGAGCCCGGAAGAUGUCAAGGUUUCUGCUGAAGAAGCAGGGAAAACCAUGGUGCGGGAGCUCGUUCAUAACUUCCUGACGGAUCUUUGCUGUUCGCUCAAGCACGGAAUCAAUUUUUAUGAUGCGUCUUUGGGUACCUUUGGCAGAGGCGGAAACCUGACACUCCUGCACUUCUUGCUGGGUUUGAAAACUGCAGCUGACGAUGAUCUGGUGGCUGACCUAGUGGUGAACAUCCUCAAAGUGUGCCCGGACUUACUGAAGAAAUACUUCCAGGAAGUGACGUUCUCCUUUAUCCCACGAGUGAAGUCUGCUUGGCUAAAUAAUAUCAAACUACUAAACAAGAUCUAUGAGGCUCAGCCGGAGAUUUCCCGGGCAUUUCAGACCAGAGAGUUCAUACCCUUGCCUCGGCUCCUGGCGAUGGUGAUGGUGACCACCGUGCCCGUGGUGUGCAAUAAGAGCAUGUUCACCCAAGCAUUAAACUUGGACAGCAUGUCCGUGAGGCACACGGCCUUAUCCCUUAUUUCUGUCAUUUUGAAGAGGGCAUUAAAAACGAUUGACCACUGCCUGAAUAAAGAGGCGUGGCAGGAGUCAGGCGUGUACACAGCAGUGAUGAUGGAAGAAUUCGUGCAGCUCUUCAGAGAAGCCCUGAGCAAGAUUUUGCCAGACCUGAACACUAUUGUGUGGGUCUGGCAGUCACUUAAAAAGCAAGAGACCAAACAGAGUGAUGAGAAAGGGAAGAAAAGGAGCGCUGGGCCCCCAGCUGCCUGCGAGGCUCGCCAGUGCGAUGAUGCGGAAACCAUUCUUUUGAAAGCUGUUCUGCUGCAGGUCAUAUGCCUCUACCAGAAGGUGGUCCCCCACGUGGUCAUGCAGUACAACUUCGACUUCAGCAAGCUCCUGAAAGGCAUCAUCUCUGAGCAGGGCCUUCAAGAGGAGGUGCCUCCCAUUCUGCAGCACCACAUGCUGAAGGUGGCCCUGGAGCUGCCAGCCAGCAAGUUUCUGUGGUUAAAGGCACAGGAAGGCCCAGAUGCGGAAAUUAUUGGAGGUGAACGAUCAGUAUUUUACUUACUAAUGAAAAUGUUUGUGACCAGUAGUCAUUUACAGCUGAAGUCCUCAACCAAGCUUCUAAUCAUGAAGAUUCUGCGGGACACAGGGGUGUUUGAGCACACCUGGAAGGAGCUGGAGCUCUGGCUGGAGCAUUUAGAGAACACCGUGGAAGAAAACAGAGAGACUGUGAUUCAGUUUCUGGAACGCAUUUUGUUGACCUUGGUGGCGAAUCCCUAUUCAUACACAGACAAAGCAUCUGACUUUGUCCAAGAAGCGAGCACGCUGCAGGCCACCAUGACGAAGCAAGAAGCCGACGACGUGAGCAUUCCCAUCUCCCACAUUGACGAUGUCCUCGACAUGGUGGAUGUCCUGGUGGAGGGCAGCGAAGGUUUGGAUGAGGAAAUCGGGUUCUCUCUAAAUGAAGACAUGAUCCUGCUCACCUUCCCAUUCAGUGCUGUGGUCCCCGCAGCCCUGGAAGCCAGAAAUAAGUUGCUUCUGGGGACAGGCACUGAAGCAGCAGAAAACGUUGUGACAUAUCUGACAGCGGUGCUGACCGACCUCCUCCACACCCAGCGGGACCCCCUGGCUCUGUGUCUGCUGCUCCAGGCGUAUGACAAGCUGGAGCCUCCAUGCCCGGUGCCUUGCUGCCACCAGCUCUCUCAGUUUAACAGAUACUACAGCCUUUGGAUCCCGGAGCAAGCCCGAGAGGCCUUGCUGCUGCAGCCACAGGGUAGCCCCCCACCCGCUGCCCUUCCCUCAGCCUCCUCCUUCACAGCCCUGCUGCAGACAGCCUAUGAGAGCCAGACGCUCCGGGACGAGCACAUCCAGGCGCAGCUGCAGGCCACCGUGCCAUGCCUCCCCAUGCAGCAGGUCCUGCGUGCGGCCAAGCAGGUGCUGCUCUACCUGCGGAGCACCGUGGAGAACUUCAGCCAGCUGGGCAGAAGCACGGGCCUGACCCUCUUGCAGCUCUUCCUGGAUCUCCUCAGGCGCCUGGUUGUCCACUGCGAGCAGCUGAAUGCCCAGAACCAGCAGAGAUGUGAAGCUGCCCGGGCGGAAGCUGACCUCUUCCUGGACAUGGAGUCUGUGGCCUCGCUGGAGUUGGCCAAUGACCAGACACUGGAGGAGGUGCUUAUGGCCGUCCUCAGGCAUCCCACCCUGGAGGGCUGGUUCCUGGCUCUGGAGCAGCAGGCCCUCCCGCCGCACACUCUCAGCCCUGUCCUCGUGAAGCUUCUGGCCACCCAUUUUAGUGCAGGGGUCCUUCAGCUGCUGGUGGCAAGUGCCCCGAUCCUCCGGAACAUUGGGCAGCUGGGACUCCUGGCCAGGUACUCGGAAGCUGUCACCCAGAGUGUGCUGAAGGAACUUCGGAACAGGAGGGCAGGCCUGGCCACAUCACCACGGAAGACCCCACUGCAGUUGGAGGCCCUGCAGGAGCUGCAUCCGUACAUGGGGGGUACCCAGCUCCGUGAGGUCACCCUGGCCCUGCUGAGCCUGCCUGAGGCCCACCUGGUGACUCAGCAACCCAUGAAAUCCUCCAAGAAAGAAAGACACCUGAAUGCUCUUGGGAAGACCCUGGUACAGCUGCUGACCUGCAGCCCCCAGGAUCAGCUGCAGAGUGGUGAGCUCCUGUGGUCCUCUGAGUACGUGAGAGGCCUGGGGGCUCUGCUGCCCACACUGGCGGUGGACGAGCUGGACACCGUGCUCCUCCACACUCUGCAAAGAGACCCUGUGCUGGCCCCCACAGUCAGGGCUGGUCUGCUUGACUACUGCCUGGCCCGGCGCACGCAGGCGGCCCUCAGCAUCGCCGCCCUGCUUCUCCAGCAGAGCUGCACCCACCUGCUGUGCUUUGAGCAGUGGUGCCUGCGGGCUGGCCCAGGGCUCGGCCUCCAGGGGGACCUCGAUGACUUCCUCCCCCUCAUCCAUGUGUACCUCGAGUGCAGGAUGCAGGGCCACUUCACACGCCCAGCAGGAGUGUCCUCUGCUGUCAUUCCUGUCUUGAGGAAGACCCUGUGGAGGCAGCUACAGAACAGGCUUCUCAGCACUGACAGUCCCCCAGCAUCUGGGCCGUACCAGGAGAUCCUGGCACAGCUGGUCCCGUUUGCUCGAGCCAGGGAUCUCAGCAUCCUCAUGGACUGCCUGCCCAGCUUGCUGCAUACCCCAAACAGUCACAAGAGGUGGAUCGUGGCUGACUCCAUUUCAUCAGCUCUGGAAGGGUCGGCAGAAGAGCUGUGUGCCUGGAGAAGGACCCUUUUGGAGUCCUGUGUGAAGUGGCUGAUCAUGUCUUUCAGUGGUGGCCAGCAAGAUGAUGACAGUACUCAAGAUCAGGAGAAGCAGAUGCUGCUUAGAUUAAAUGAGUUGUUGCAUGCACUUAAUGAAGUUGAUCCUGGUGAUUGGCAGAAAUUUGUGAAGACGGGACUCAAAUUUCGGUACCAGGACCACACAUUUUUAAAGACGCUCCUCGCCGCCAUACAGCUCCUGUACGGCCCAGAAAGCUCCGUGCGCACGAAGCUCAUCCAGCUCCCGGUGGUCCACAUGAUGCUCAUGCAGCACUCGCUGUUUCUGCCAACUCUACUGAAGUCUGAUGGAGAGGAGAGCCCGGACGGCAAAGUAAAAGAAGUGCUGGUGGACCUGAUGUUGACAGUGGUGGAAAUGUGCCCUUCUGUCUGUGAGAGCAGCCACUUUGCAGUGCUUCUUGGGGCCUAUGGUGCCACUCUUAGCGUCCUAGACCAGAAGAUUUUACUUCUGCUUCGAGCGUAUGAGCAGAACAAGCUCAGCCUCAUCAACUUCAGGGUGCUGCUGUGGGGCCCAGCAGCCGUGGAGCAUCAUAAGACGUGCCGGAGCCUGGGCAAGUCGCUGUGGCAGCAGCCAAGCGUCGGGGACAUCCUCUGCCUACUGGACCGGGACCGGAUGAUGCAGACCAUCCUGCACUUUCCCCAGAGCCGGAGGCUACUGCCCCCUGAGGAUGCACAGGACCCGAUUUUCAAAGACAAGAGCAGGGUGGAGCUUGAUGGCCUCUACGACCCCUGCUUUCUCCUCCAGCUCUUCAGUGAACUGACCAGGCCAGAGUUUGUGGUGGAUUGUCGAAAAUUUUUGGAUUCUAAUGCCCUGGGCCUAACUGUCACAGCCCUCAGCAGCUAUGACCCCCAGAUGCGAGCCAUAGCGUACCACGUCCUGGGAGCCUACUACUCGCACUUGGAGGGGGCACGGUUCCAAGAGCAGUCCCAACUACUUUACCUGUUGGAUGUAGUCCGGAACGGGAUUCGAACUCAGGACAUGAGACUCACUUUUACCUUGGCUCUCUUCAUUGCCAAAGCAGCCAUGCAAAUUUUGAAACCAGAGGAGCACAUGUACCUGAAAGUCAGCAACUUCCUGUUGUCGCACGAGUACCUGAACAUGGACAAAGUGCCUGGCUUCUACCAGUUCUUCUACAGCUCCGACUUUGAGCAAAAAACGGAGCAGGAGUGGGUGUUUGGCCUUCUGCGGCAGGGGAUCCGUGACAAGCACUGCUAUGAGCUGUGUGCCCGGCGUGGCAUCUUCCACAUCAUCCUGUCCUUCUUCUGCAGCCCGCUGUGUGACGAGGCGGCGCAGAACUGGAUUCUGGAAAUUCUACAGAACGCUGCCCAGGUUGCCAGGUCUGCCUAUGAAAUCAUACGAGACUACAGCCUUUUAACAUGGAUUUUACACAUCCUUGAAAGCAAGUUUCUGGCGACUCCGCUGCUGUCUAAUGUGAUCGCCUUGCUGCACACACUGUGGGUGACCAACCUGGGGGACAAGGCAGUGGAGUGGGAGAGCCAGCGCCCUUGCCAGCCCAGCUCCCGGGAGCCCCCCAAGCGGCUUGCCCUGCACCUGGUCAAUGAGUUCCUUUACGUUCUCAUCGUGCUCAUGAAGCACCUGAGGCCCACCUUGGCUCCUGCCCAGCUGACCAACUUCUUUGGGACACUUGACUCCGUGCUGAGGUACCGGGCCACCGUCAUACAGGCCUUCAAGGACAUGAACAGAUUCACUGUAAAUGAGACAGUGCUUUCCACCAAGGAUGUCCUUGUCCUCUUGCACAAGUGGAGCCUCAUCGAGAGAGACCUCAAGCUCCAAGAAGACCUGAGAGCAGCCAUUGAGAAGGGCCAAGCCCGGGAGCUCAUAAAAAUGCUCAAGGAUAAGAACAAGCCUGUCAUGGCAGCCCGAGCUAAAGGCCCACGGGGCCGAAAGAGGAGGCCUGGGGAGGCAGAGGAGCUGGCCGACCCUGAGCUGAUGGCGUCUACCUUGGAGACAUGCAAGGGCCUCCUGAGGUCCAUCUUGACCUACUGGGGACCAGUGAUCCCGGGUCCUGACCCCGCUCAGGAGCCCGUGGACUCAGCCAGCCCUGAGAGCGCUGUGCGCGGCCCCGAGUGUGGCCCCGAGUGCGCUGCCGCUUCCCUGGCAGUCAGUUGGGUGCUGCGGUCGGUGGCCGAGCACCCGCUCAGCAGAGCAGAGGCUGCAGGACUCGUUGGCUGGCUUCAGAGCCACAUUUUGCCGCACCCUGUGGUCGUGGCUGACCUCGUUAGGGACGGUGCCCUGAGGAGCAGCAUAUUCAGGCUGUAUAGCCAGCUCUGUGGGGCUGAGGGGCUGACAGGGCCUGUGCAGGAGGUGGCCUGCCUGUUCAACACGGUCAUGCUGCAGCUGGUGGCCGCCCAGGGCUGGGCAGGGAGCCCCUUCCAUCUGGCCAUGGAGGCCCUCUGCCUGUCUUCUCUGAGCGAGAAGGAUGAAGCCACACGAGCCUCCGCAGCAUUCCUGGUGUCCCUCUAUGUAAAGGAUGUCUGGCUAGGGCCCCAGCGGCCGGAUACUCUCUUAACCCACAUCCGGAUGGUGUGUGAGGCCACAGACGAUGCCCUGAGCAGUGAAGUGGAGGCCAUCGUCGUGCUGUGCAAGGACAUUGCCAGUGCAGCCUUGGAUGCUUGACCCCUGCCAGCCGGCGCCUUACGCCCUGAUGACCAGAGCCUCGAGCACGGCACCAGCUUCUAGAAGUUUUGUUGAGUCAAGGGUUUCCAGAGAAGGCACAGGAAGGACUUUAUUGAACUGGCCAGUAAAUUAUAAACUCGUUCCUGUGUGAGUUGCAGGGAGGGAAUGUGGGGACUUCCAGGCCAUGAGGCCCCUCCAGUGCCUUGUCAGGCCAGCCGUUCCUCUCUAGGGGCUUGGAGCUCAUCCACCGGAAAUAGUUCAAGUUGAGGCAGCACUUCUGAAUGCUGAAGAGAUUCAUGCAUGUUAAAGCUGAACUGUCUUAAGGUGUCAGAUAUUUUUUGAUGAAAAUGAAGAGAGAUGUUUACGGUUUAUUUUUCAGCCAGGCGCUGUGGCUUACACCUGUUAUCCCAGCACUUUGGGAGGCCAAGGCGGGUGGUCCACCUGAGAUUAGGAGUUCCAGACCAGCCUCGCCAACUUGGUGAAACCUUGUCUCUACUGAAAAUACAAAAAUUAGCCAGGCCUAGUGGUGCAUGCCUAUAAUCCCAGCUACUGGGGAGGCUGAGGUAGGAGAAUCGCUUGAACCUAGGAGGUAAGAGGCUGCAGUGAGCCGAGAUCGCACCACUGCACUCCAGCCUGGGUGACAGAGCAAGACUCCAUCUCAAAAAAAUAAAUAAAAUAAAACUUAUUUUUCUAUAAAAAGUCACAACAAAGUUUAGUUUGACUUUUUGAGUAAGUUAAUUUCUGCCAGUGGUUGUUAAUUAUUUUAUUAAAUAAAAGGAUGUCACACUGAAUCCGUAAAGUGUAAAAGUAAUUUGACCUCUGCUUUGAGAAGACAGCCUGUAAUUUUUAAAGCUAUACUUCAAAGUGGGGGUUUUGAAUUUUAUAACUGCUUUAAUAAAUGUCUAUUUUUGUAAGGUU